AUGGACGGCUCAAUAUCCUUCGACAAGUUUUACAACAUUAUCAACAAUUCCAAGGUGUCAAGCGCAAAAACAUAUCACGGAAUCGAUCCAAGCACAGAAGAGGACCUUUGGGAGGUUCCGAUAGCUACGGAAGAUGACCUUAACAAGGCCGUGGCAGCAGCGAACGACGCGUUCAAAAAAUGGUCAUCUUUGCAACAGCAGGAAAGGUCUAGAUUUAUGAAGGACCUCGCGGAUCAUCUAGAGAAGCACAAGGACGCGUUAACCGAAUUGCUCAGCAAGGAGAGUGGUAAAUCGAUGCCAUUCGCAGAGUCAGAAGUUGAAAUGGGAAUCAAUACUAUGAGACGUCACUCGGAUUGGUCAGUUCCCGACCAAGUUCAAAAAGACACCGAAGACGUAAAAAUAGUUGUCCAGCACGUUCCAAUCGGUGUGGUUGCAGGAAUAACGCCGUGGAACUACCCUUUCCAACUAGCCAUUCUCAAGACGGCUCCAGCACUAGCUACUGGUUGCACAGUCAUACUGAAGCCCUCUCCAUUCACGCCUUACACGGCCCUGAAGAUAGGCGAGAUCGCAGCCGAAGUCCUUCCUCCUGGCGUGGUACAGGUGCUUGGCGGAGACGACAGUCUCGGCCCCUGGAUGACAAAACACCCCGGCAUCCAUAAGAUCUCAUUCACCGGCUCCACAGCGACCGGGAAGAAGAUCAUGGCUGCGGCAUCUGAGACAUUGAAAAGAGUUAACUUGGAACUGGGUGGCAACGACGCAGCGAUAGUGACCGAGGACUUCGACGUCCAGGAGGCGGCGCAACUAGUCGCCACCGCGACGUUCGCGCACUCCGGCCAGAUCUGCAUGGCGACGAAGCGCAUCUUCGUGCACGAGGCCGUCUACAACGAGUUCAUGACGCACCUCGUAGCCUCGGUGACGAGCUACAAGCCGGGCGAGGGCUUUUGCAGCCCGAUCCAGAACAAGGUCCAAUUUGAAAAAGUCAAGGCCAUGUACGACGACUGCGAACAGCAAGGGCUCGACUUCGCCGUGGGCGGCGGUAGCAAGGCGUGCGUGGACGACCACAGGCCCGGGUACUUCAUCGCGCCGGCGAUCGUGACGAACUCGCCGGAGAGCUCGCGCAUCGUUCGGGAGGAGCCUUUCGGGCCUAUAGUCCCCGUUCUGACUUGGAAGGACGACAGCGAGGUGGUGGAGCGCGUGAACGACACUCCUACGGGUCUAGGCGCCACGGUGUACUGCCGCGACAAGAAGCGCGCGUGGCGAAUCUCGGAGGGUCUGCAGACGGGAAGCGUCUGGGUCAACGGCGGACUGAAGCUGGAUCCGGUCGCGCUGUUCGGGGCGCACAAGCAGAGCGGGAUUGGCGGCGAGCUGGGACCGCUGGCGUUGAAGUACUAUACGAAUACAAGGACGAUCACGUACUGGAAGGAUAGACUGGAAGGACCGGAGGCGAAAGGCAAUAAGGGUUUAUUUGCUUGAGUGAAUGGGAUCCGUUUGGGUUGUGGAGUGUAUUUGUUGUGCCCGAAAUUUACGAAGGGUUAUUAUAAGGGGUUGUCCGAGUUUAUAAGGGAUAUUAUA
This is a messenger RNA of Daldinia caldariorum, 1572 nucleotides long. Its product is annotated as betaine aldehyde dehydrogenase. The record is from RefSeq and is a predicted model, not a curated record. Lineage: Eukaryota; Fungi; Ascomycota; Sordariomycetes; Xylariales; Hypoxylaceae. Gene Ontology annotation, molecular function: aldehyde dehydrogenase (NAD+) activity. Bases 1 to 1473 code for a protein of 490 amino acids. The transcript has 6 exons.